Messenger RNA from Loa loa (African eye worm), 712 nucleotides. RefSeq names its product transcription initiation factor IID. Bases 70 to 588 code for a protein of 172 amino acids. Gene Ontology annotation, cellular component: SAGA complex; transcription factor TFIID complex. Lineage: Eukaryota; Metazoa; Nematoda; Chromadorea; Rhabditida; Onchocercidae. Gene Ontology annotation, biological process: RNA polymerase II preinitiation complex assembly; DNA-templated transcription initiation. Gene Ontology annotation, molecular function: transcription coactivator activity; protein heterodimerization activity; RNA polymerase II general transcription initiation factor activity. The transcript is spliced from 4 exons. The record is from RefSeq and is a predicted model, not a curated record.
AUUUUCAGCUUUGUCGAAAUAUAGCUGCUGAUUCUAAUGUUAAAAGGAUAGCGAUAGAGAUUUGUCGAAAUGGGUGCCAUACCGCAUGAUGCACAGGUUAUGGAGGCUAUUCUCAAGGAAAUGGGAAUUACCGAUUAUGAACCACGUGUAAUUUCGCAGAUGCUCGAAUUUGCCUAUAGAUACACAGCAGAAAUUCUGGAAGAUGCUCGAUCAAUCAGUGAGCAUGCAGGAAAAAAGCAGAUUGAUGAAACUGAUGUACAGUUUGCCAUUGAUAACACAGGUUUUUGGAAAAGUGAACGACCCAGUAGGCAGCUGUUGGUAGAAUUUGCAGAACAGAAGAAUGCUGUGCCACUUCCUGCAAUUCGACAAAAUUACGGAUUACGACUCCCAAAUGACCGGUUUUGUUUGACACAGCCAAACAUGGGAUGGAAGAGUAACGAACAGUUACGUGAAAUCAACGAACAGAUGACCCGGAAGGAAGAACCAACAGUACGACCAACAGAAACGAUCCGACAAACCCGACCGGAAGCGAUUACUAAUCUGUUAAAACGGAAAGCACCUGAUGAUGAAGAUUUCGAUGUACCAUAAACCGAACUCUUAAUUAACAAUGUAAAUUUAAAUUUGAAAUAAAUGUAGCAGUAAUGUUAUUAUUAGUAGUGAAAACGUUACCGUUUACAACAUUGUUGAAAUGCCGGCAUAAAAUUGGAAACCU